Molecule: messenger RNA, 2825 nt
Organism: Paramecium sonneborni
Lineage: Eukaryota; Ciliophora; Oligohymenophorea; Peniculida; Parameciidae
Source: the annotation of a GenBank genome assembly
AUGUGUAUUGAAUUUGAAUUCAAUUUAGACCUGUAAUAAAAAGAUCUUUAAAAUAUAGAUCUGAUUUUUCUAUCCCACAAUGUGAAGACAAUAGUGAUGAGGCUUCAUUUGAACCUAAUAUUAGUUCUGAUUAAAAAUUAGAUUAAAGUAUAGUUGAGAUAACUAAGUAAAAAAGGGAAAUUAAAAUUCCAUAUGAUAGAGAUUUAGAGAGUAGUAAAGAGCAACUUAUGAAUGUAAAGAAUAAGAAAUGGGGUAAAAAAGGACUGAGAAUAAUGUUCUACAUGACUAAGUUCGUAAAAUAAAUGAAAAAUCAUUCAACAUAAGUAAAAUUUAAAUCUUUAAAUGCGAACAUUCUAAAAUUGAUUUAAGAUGCUGCAAGUGAUUCAGAUGUUUUAUUGUAAAAACUGAAUAAAAUAUAAAUUCUCAGUUAAAAUUUAAAAUAGGCAUUGAGCCACAUUCCAAUUAUAGAUCCAGAUUCAAAUUUUAAGGUGGUGUGGGAUAUAUUUCUAUUGGUAUAAAUAAUUUUGAAUAUUUUUUAUAUCCCAAUGAAGUUGGGAUUUGGUUUUGAAAAUGAAGGAAUAGUAUACUAAUUUUUUUUUGAAUCGCUACCUUCUUGGACAUUCAUCAUAGACAUAAUAAUAAAUUUUUUCACAGCUUAUUACAGUAAAGGAUAGAUCCAUAAAAACCAUGAGGAUAUUUUUAGAAAUUAUGCUAGUUAUGAAUUGUGGUGGGAUUUAUUAAUAGCAAUUCCAUUCAUCUUAUCAUCAUUUAAAAUUCGAUAUACAGAGUAUAUUUUAAUGUUGAGAGUGGCAAAAGUAAAGACUUUGAUAGAUUAAGUAGAAGAAGCAAUAAAUCCUUCAAUAACUAUGUAAACAGUUUUGGAAUUGUUUAAAUCAGUAUUUUUAUUAUUAUUUGUAUCACAUUGUUGUGCUUGCCUAUGGAAUUUGAUAGGAUAAAUGUAAUAUGAUGAAGGGAAAUAUUCUUGGUUGGAUUCAAAAAAUAUAAUUGAUGCAGAUUGGGUGUCUAGAUAUAUCCAUUCACUUUAUUUUAGUACCAUAACAACAUUGACUGUUGGAUAUGGAGAUAUAGUACCAUAGAGUGAUUUAGAGAGGAUAUUUGUAAUAUUGAUGGCAAUGGUGAUUUGUGGUUUGUUCGGAUAUACAAUAUCUAGCAUUGGUAAUAUAUUGAGAUAGUUGACAGAAAAGGAAUAAAUUUACAAAUAGAAAAUGAUGUAGUUAAAUAAUUAUGUAAAAAAGAGGUAAUUAAGUAAGUAAUUGAUACUUUCUGUAAGAAAAUACUUUGAAUAUUAUUUAAAAAUGUAAGAUGAGAAUACUGAGUUUGGAGAGAAUAUGAUGAAUGCAUUAAAUAAGAGGUUAAAAGAAUAGGUAGCAAUUGAUCUAUAUCUUAAUAUCUUAAUGAAUUCCAGGCUUAUUAAAAAAACAUUAUCUGAGAAGAGUGUAAAAAAAUUAUGUUGUUAUGUAAGAGAGAAAAGAUUGGCUCCUGAAGAGAUUGUGGAGGGUCAAAAUGAUUUGGCUAAUAAACUUUUGUUCUUAUAGAAAGGACAAAUUAAUUUAAUUUGUGAUUAAGCUAAUAGAGAAACUCAAUUAGCGAUUAUAAAUGCUGGCAAAUUUAUAGGUGAAAAAGAAUUCAUCAUGUAGUCUAGAUAUGAUUAUUCUAUUAGAACAACCAAGUUUUGUUAAAUUGCUUACAUUGAAUAUGAUGACUUUUUUAAGAUAAUUAAGGAAGAUCCAAUAGAAGAAGAGAACUAUCAAAUGUUAAAAGAUGAAAUGCAAUUCAAUGACGCAAAAUAAAACUAUGGAGAAGUUUGUUAUAUAUGUAGAUGGACACACUAGUUCAUGAAAUGCCCAUUCGUUUUUUAUCAUGUGAACCUUGACAGAAUAAGAAUGAAGUUUAUGAGAAAUGAAGAUAAUUAAAGAUUUAAAUAUAAAAGAAUUAUUAACUAAAAAAUUAGAUUUGACAAACAAAUUCUACAAGAAGCAGCUCUUCAAUAAAUAGUAGAUAAUAAUAUCAUACCUUUAGAAGAUUUAACUGAUGAAUAUCUCGAUACUCUAGGUUAUAUAAAUAAUAAUCAAAAUAGUAAUAUGAUAAAAACCUUAUUAAGUAUGAAAACAGGAAAUACACCUAGUAGUAAUAACGAUUCAGAUGAAGAGGAAUAUUAAGUUCCAAUCAAAAAUUCGAGAAAGAAUGCUAAUCUUGAUAAAAAAGUCCAAUUUCUUUAAAUCUCACCUGAUUCUGAUCAAAAAGACUCCAACAAACAAAAUCCAAAAAUAAAACAUAUUAGAGCUAGUAGAAAAACUUUUGUUAAAUUAUCAUAAAUCCAAACUCGUCGGGGAAGCACAAUAUCAGCUCUAUCUCAAGAUUUAUCUAAUUUAAAUUAAACCUUUGCUGCUACUUAAUUAUAACCUUCCUAAAUAUCUUAACCUACUACUUAACUUUAAAUGCAUCGUGCCAGUGUUUCAUCUAAGUCUAGGUAAUUGAGAAAAGGAAAUUCUUCAUCUUACUAAAAUAUUGACCAAUAAAUGGCAUAAAUGAUUAUGUAAUAAUCUAGGACAGAAUAAAGAACAUAUUCAUUAUCCAAAAUUUAGGAAGAAAGCUUAAGCAAAAUCGAAGAGAUAGCUUAUCAAUCUAGAUAAAGAAUAGAUUUUGAUAUAGAUUAAUGCUUCAAUACUUAACAUUAUUUUACCUAAUUCAAUUUGGAUGUUGUUUUGAUGAAAGUUAAGAAACCCAAAAAGUCCUAAAGACAUGCUGCCUAGCUUUUUAGUGUCAUUGAAAAAUCAAAAAUUAGACAAUAAUAACGCUUAUGA